Molecule: messenger RNA, 2373 nt
Organism: Coccinella septempunctata (seven-spotted ladybird)
Lineage: Eukaryota; Metazoa; Arthropoda; Insecta; Coleoptera; Coccinellidae
Product: pH-sensitive chloride channel 2-like
Exons: 8
Coding region: 309-2060 (583 amino acids)
Biological process (GO): nervous system process; chemical synaptic transmission; regulation of membrane potential
Cellular component (GO): synapse; membrane; neuron projection
Molecular function (GO): chloride channel activity; extracellular ligand-gated monoatomic ion channel activity; neurotransmitter receptor activity
Source: RefSeq, a predicted model, not a curated record
AAACAAAGCGUUUUUUCCCGGUCAUACGAACAGAUAAAUUUUAUUACUCGUUCGAAUCUAGAUACCUGUGCAAGGCGCGAGGUUAAGGCCGCUGCUCAAAAAGCUCCGAUUUUUUUCGGAUACGGACCUGGUCCUAUGUACAUGAUUUUUAUUUGUUUGAAUACUAAGUUUGCAAUUGUUUUACGCAUGGGAUGAUAAUGUGAUAUAAGGUGACAAAUCACGGAACCCCAUCUUAUUGCAGGUGGUCCCAUCUAAGAGCGCAUAGGAAAGAAGUGGAUGUAGUGGUGAUUUUUUUUUCAUGCGCAAAAAUGUUUGGAGGGACAUAUCCGAUGAAAAUCCAAAUGUUUUUCGCUGUACUGUGUCUUGUCGUUUUCUGUGUGGAUUUUUGUUACACAAUGGUUGAUGGCUCCAUCUUAUCCCAGCCAAACCUGUACAGACUCCCGAAUCAGAUCAACGAAACCAGGCAGAUAAACCCGGACGAUGAUUUCAUAUAUUCCACACAAAACGACAUAUCCACCACGUCUCUAGUAUCUUCGAGACCUCAGCCGCCCUCCAAGAUCAUCCCUACAGAAAAUCCGGUGAGAAUAUCUGAGCCCACAGCAAAAAUAGAAAAUAUGGAGAUCACGCCCACGCCCAUAGCCAUAAGACCUGCCGAACUGCCAGAGCCAAUAGAUCAUUGCGGCAAACUGUCCAUAGAGUACAUGUCCCUGCUCACUCAGGAACAGUUCAUCAACAAGCUGACUGAACCGUGUAGAUACGACAAGUUGGUCAAACCGCACACUGACGGACCCCUUGACGUUUAUCUUCAAGUGGAUUUGAGGCAUAUAGAGGCGAUAGAUUCACUGCAAUUCAAGGCCCAUAUGGUGCUGCAAUACAGCUACAGAGACGCCAGGUUGGACUUCAGGAACAUCUCCAAGAACAGGGAGACAGUGAUGGGACAAGAAAUCCUCAGGGAUAAGAUCUGGGUGCCUCACGUUAUAGUGAGGAAUGAGAAGGAUACGGUUGUUAUGGGAAGUGACGGAAAGGAUGUCUUCGUAACAAUUAGCGCUUCUGGUCAAGUGACAUAUUCCUAUAGGAUGACAUUGACAUUUUACUGCUGGAUGAACUUGAAGAAAUUUCCUUUCGAUAUACAACUUUGCGAUAUAAUAUGGAACAGCUGGGCUUACAACACAACAAACCUGCUGUUGCAUUGGAAGAGUGAAGUCCCGGUGAAAAUCGCCAAAAACCUCCAUUUGACGGAGUUCGUCCUAACCGGUAACUGGACUGAAGUCGGACAGGUCCCAGUAACCUUCGCCGAAGGAGGAAGAGUGGGGAACUACAGUUCCUUAAUCUUCAAAUUCCAGCUGUCUCGAGAAGUUGGAUACUACAUUUUAGACUAUUUUUUACCAUCCAUUCUGUUAGUCUGCACCAGCUGGGUCACUUUUUGGCUCCAAGCUGAUGCUUCACCACCUCGGGCAACGCUAGGCACUUCCACAAUGUUGGCGUUCAUAACACUGAACGGAGGUGUUACGAAAAAUCUACCGAAGGUCUCCUACAUAAAAGCCAGUGAAAUCUGGUUUUUGGGUUGCGUUUGUUUCAUUUUCAGCUCGAUGGCAGAAUUCGCGUUCGUCAAUGUAAUUUGGAGGAGAAAGAAGAAAGUGGAGAUGAAAAAAGCUAACCCUAAGCACAUAUUGAAAGGAGCUCUCACGCCCAGCUUAGCUAGGAAGCAACUUAGGAAAGCAGAGAGUGAGAACAACCUCUUCAAGAGUUAUUCCACCACCAGUCUUGAUGGGAACAACUUUAAGAACUCCCAACAUAACUAUCUCACAGUGCACGGUUUCCACACAAUACCCUCGAUCAACACUCAAAACUCCGACGAAUGCCUGAAAAGUGACGACAGCGUCACUUCGAUUCCCAUCCCUGACGACUAUUCUGGUCAACCCCAAAAUUACAGACAGCAAUGGCACACGAUGACCCCACAAGAAGUUGCCAAUUGGAUAGACAAGAAAUCAAGGAUUGUUUUCCCUCUGAGUUUCCUCGUGUUCAACAUUUUCUAUUGGUCCUUUGUGUACGCGCUCUGAUAUCUUCGUUAAUACGCUCGAAAUAUUUAUUAUUCAUUUCGUGAUUCAUCGUUUCAAGGACGUAUUUAAUCUAUUUAUCGUCAGUUUGUUCAUUUUGUAUAUUUUUUUAACCGUAGAGAAUGGAGUUAUUGUGAUUCAUCCGAAUUUUUUGCUACUUUAUCACUAGUCAAUGCAAUUGGAUGUUUUGAGGGGAGGAUAAAAUUGUUCAUUUCCUCACAUCAUCAUUUACUUAGUCAAUAUUAUUAAUUAUUGUAGAUGUUAUGUUAGCGAAUUUAUUGUUUAUGUUGCUUUAUUUUGUGAAACUGAUUAAACA